UCCCCGUUCCCUCCCUCCUUCCUUCCCUCCUCCCCCUCCGGCUCAGGUUGCAGCUUCUCUCGGGAGCUGCUCACCUUUCCUGAGCAGGGGAAGCAGCCGCCGUGCCAGGGCGGGGAGAGCGGCAGGGCGCAGGGCACUGAGUUCCCCGGACCUCCUCCCGUCUUCCACCCACCCCAGGCAGGGAGCCGGAGCCGGAGCCGGAGCCGGGGCGUGGAGCGGAUCCAUCUGCCAGGGGCCCCAGCUGACCAUGAACAAGAUGAAGAAUUUCAAGCGCCGCUUCUCCCUCUCUGUGCCCCGAACAGAGACCAUUGAGGAAUCUCUGGCUGAAUUCACUGAGCAGUUCAACCAGCUCAACAGCCGACGAAAUGAAGACCUGGGCCAAGGGCAUCUGCAGCUUGGCCCCCUAGGAGGAGGAGACUUGCAGGCAGAGCCUAGCGCCAUCUCCCCUACAGAUGAAGAUGGGGAUAGCCGCAGCCAAUCUUCACCAAAGAUACGCUACCGAAAACACAACCAGCGACGUUUCUCCAUGGAGGAUGUCAGCAAACGGCUCUCCCUGCCCAUGGACAUCCGCCUGCCACCCGAAUUCUUACGGAAGCUUCAGCUGGAGAGCCCGGAGCUGCCCAAGCCUCUCAGCAGAAUGUCCCGCCGGGCAUCCCUAUCAGAUAUCGGCUUUGGGAAACUGGAAACUUACGUGAAACUGGACAAGUUAGGUGAGGGCACCUAUGCCACCGUCUUCAAAGGGCGAAGCAAACUCACUGAAAACCUGGUGGCGCUGAAGGAGAUCCGCCUGGAGCAUGAGGAGGGUGCUCCUUGCACCGCCAUCCGGGAGGUGUCACUGCUGAAAAACCUGAAACAUGCCAACAUUGUAACCUUGCAUGACCUGAUCCACACAGAACGAUCCCUCACCCUUGUCUUUGAGUACCUGGACAGCGACUUGAAGCACUACUUGGACCACUGCGGGAACCUCAUGAGCAUGCACAAUGUCAAGGUCUUCAUGUUCCAGCUGCUCCGGGGUCUCUCCUAUUGCCACAGACGGAAGAUCCUCCACAGGGACCUGAAGCCCCAGAAUUUGCUCAUCAACGAGAAGGGAGAGCUAAAACUGGCAGACUUCGGCCUGGCCCGGGCCAAGUCAGUGCCCACCAAGACGUACUCCAAUGAAGUAGUGACCCUUUGGUACCGGCCCCCUGAUGUCCUGCUGGGCUCCACGGAGUACUCUACUCCCAUCGAUAUGUGGGGUGUGGGCUGCAUCCACUACGAGAUGGCCACUGGAAGGCCCAUCUUCCCUGGCUCCACUGUAAAGGAAGAAUUGCACCUUAUCUUCCGCCUGCUCGGAACCCCCACGGAAGAAACCUGGCCAGGAGUGACAUCGCUCCCUGAGUUCCGAGGCUACAACUUUCCCCGGUACAAACCCCAGCCACUCAUCAACCACGCUCCCAGGUUGGACACAGAUGGCAUUGACCUUCUUACCAGUCUCCUCCUGUAUGAAGCCAAGAGCCGGAUAUCAGCAGAGGAAGCCCUGAGACACCCUUACUUUGGUUCCCUGGGGGAGCGUGUGCAUCAACUCCCUGACACUGCCUCCAUCUUCUCUCUGAAGGAAAUUCAGCUCCAGAAGGAUCCGGGUUACCGGGGCCUAUCCUUCCAGCAUUCAGGCCGUGGGAAGAACCGAAGGCAGAGCAUCUUCUGAGUUAGUUGUCCCCAUCCCCACACCACAGGCCAUGAAAGUGAUGAGACACACCCAGCACAACUGUCCAAGGCUGGGGUUGGGGACCUAGAGAGGAUUGGGGGCCCCAGCGGGAUGGGAGGGAAGUCCAUUAGCCCUGUUGGCUGCUGGUGUGUCCCCCUCCCCUUCUUUCAAAAAACCUCUCUUGGGGGCUCUGAGCCCUGGCUCCACCCCCAGCUCCUGGGGCUUGAGCACAGUGGUUUGUAAGGCUGUCUUAAAGGUGGGUAACCCAAGCUCCAGCCUGACAGGCCAAGCUAGGAAAAGAGACAAGAGAGGAUGUGCCAGGAUCCUUCCAUCUGUGCUCAGGCUGGGGGAGGAUGGAACAUCUCAACUGAAGCACUGGCUGGCCCCUAUUUCCCAUCUGUCCUGGGUUGGAGGCUCCUCUGCACAAAGCCUCUCUGACCAGGCAGAUUUGGGCUGAUACCCCUGAUGUGUAGGUAGGGCCAAGUGUAUGCACACCCCUGCUGGCUCAUUGGCACCUUCCUUGCCAACCUCUGUGGGAGGCACGGAAUAGCUUCCCUUAAUCCCUGACAGCUUUGUUUUUUUUAUCCCCCUACAGUUAGAGAAAGGGAUGUUCUGAUCUCCCCAGGACCUCAAAAUCCUGGGCACUUGUCUCUGUGCCAAAGGUCCUCAUUCCCUAACCCCCACCAGCUUCUCUCUCCAGCCUGGGGCAGGGAAGCUGGUACCCCUAGCCAUGACAUGAGGGUUUCAGUGCCUGGACAUCCCUAAAUCCCUUGUCCUCCCUGCCCCAUCUCCCCCUUCCACACUGGGCUCUGUUAGCUCUGUCUCCAAGGCUAUUUGCUUCCCCCACUUCUGGUAGCCCUGUUACCCUGAAUGGUUAUAGUGCCCAGUGGCCUCCACUGGAUGGCACCUCCCUCUAAUACCAAAUAUAGCAAGAGGCUGGCCUGGUGGUGCCCAUUUUCUUCCUGCCCAUUCCACCCUAGCCCCACUCAGUUUGAAUGGAACUUCCUUAAACUGAAGGAUGGGAGAGAGCUUUUUGUUCCCAGGAAAUCUUCUUCUUCCACUGACCCUGUCCCCUGUGGGCCAUCCUUCACCUUCCUUUCUCAACAGCCCUACCUAUAUUCAGCAUCAGAAUAUGAGUAUCUGAUCCUACCUGCCCCCUACCCCAUGUCUGCUGACAGGGGUCAGGGUAGGAAGAAACCGGGUUAAUCCUGGUCUCUGUGUCCUUUGGAGCCAGGGUCCCUUGUUGGCCAUCACCCCUCAUUAGCUCCUUCUAUCCUGCAAUAUCUUGGUCUUGCUCCACCUGGCCAUAGCACCAAGCCAACUCUGGGUGUGGUGCUGUGUUUAAGCCCCUGACCAUCUUCAGUGUAGAAGUCUGCCCCAGGGGAUGAUCAUGUGCAGGGAACAGUUACAGGGCCACUGUGAAAGCCAGAGUCAUGGGAAGGAGAAGGAUUUCCCUGACCUAGUCUCUAUGAAGGGGUCCUGCAUCUUCCUUCCAACACCUCCCAGCCACUAAAGUCAAUUAUGUCCCCCCAAGAGCAGCCUAAACUUCGAACACUAGAAGGGGUAGAUAGACCUUGUGCCAGGGAUGCGUUAUCCUCCUCUCCCCCACCCCAAUUCCCUAGUCUAAGUCUUUCAUUCUCUGUAUCCCUAAUUCCAGGGACAUACUUUAUGUCAUCCCACUUCUAUGCCUCAUGAGGUUUUGAGAACCACCCUCCAUGUCCUUGAAUUCCCAUCACCAACCCCCUGCUCCACCAAAGGACCAACUCCUUUGAGCCAUGUUUCUCCUGCCUUGCUUCCCCCCAGAGAGAGGACCUGGGGGCUACCCCUCCCCCCUCCCCCCCGAACUGUACUGUGAACGUCCUGUCUCCUGUGACUCAGUGCAAAGACAGAUAAUCUAUUUAACUCAUCUUGUACAAAAAGAAGCUAAUGAUCCCUUGAAGACGAGGUGAUUUUUUAACAGGUUGAUUCCAAAGAAAGGGGAAAGGUAUGCAAGUGUGUGAGGAGCGUGGGUGGGUGUCAGGGUCUAUGCUGGCAUUAUUAUCUUUUUUUACUUUAAUGAAGAAAGAGUUUGAUUUUUGUUCCCUGACACCUUGACCUGAUGUAUUAUGAAUGCAACCAAGCAAAGGGCCAGAAAUAAAUCAUCAAGUCUGAA
This is a messenger RNA of Trichosurus vulpecula (common brushtail), 3836 nucleotides long. It is a transcript of the gene CDK18, whose product is annotated as cyclin dependent kinase 18. NCBI's taxonomy places the organism in Eukaryota, Metazoa, Chordata, Mammalia, Diprotodontia, Phalangeridae. Gene Ontology annotation, biological process: protein phosphorylation. Gene Ontology annotation, cellular component: nucleus; cytoplasm. The coding region runs from base 248 to 1684 and encodes 478 amino acids. The record is from RefSeq and is a predicted model, not a curated record. Gene Ontology annotation, molecular function: protein kinase activity; ATP binding. The transcript has 16 exons.